AUGUCCUCAUCUAUCGACCCUGCGAUGCGACAAGCUCUCGAGAGCUUCCUUGGAGAGGAUCUGCAGCGCGCAGAAGGAGAUGCCGGGCCCUUAUUUGGGCAUAUCACCAUGCCUCCGUUCCAAUUAGAAGGAGUGCCGCAAGUCAUUUUCGACUUGCUUCCGGUUGACCGUGCCAAGACCUUUAUCAUCCAUGUGAGCACGGACGAAGUUGAAAUGCCGGACGUGGAAGAUGGCCAACUUCCAAUCGAGAAUUUCACGUUUUCCGACUUCCUCAACCUUCUCAUACGGAAUAUCCAACAAGGAAUGGGAGGACGUGGCGGUUCGGUAGAGUGGCCGUCUGCCAAGAACUAUAUCAAGGUCUGGCCUGAAAAGAGAGUACUACCACACAAGGCCGUCAUUGUCAUGCAGCUGAACUCGCAAGUCUCUGCAGAGUGCGCCCUGGCAUUGACUUGCGCUGUUGAUUGGGCCUGUGCUGAGUUUGACUUCGAACGGGACAUCCGUCUCAUAACGAUAUCGUCGCCGAUCGGGCCGGACCUUCUGUUCAACCUCGUUGCUCAACAGCAAGAUGAGCCUCAUGUGGCUCUCUGUGAUAUUGCGUCUCUGGUGAAGAGAGACGCCAUAGAUGGCUGUACCGUCUUCACUGGCCACUCACCGGAGCAGACUGCCAAGAAACUUUACGAUGCCAUCAAGAGGUCGAACGAUAUUAAGCGCCUGGUUGUUUCGUUCGAUGAAGGCGUCGAAGACCAACUCAUGGACCUUUUGAGCCAAGAAGAGAAAGAAAAAGUCCACCAGGUUCAAUUCUUCCCCUCCUCUGAGGCCUCAACGAGGCUCAAGCUGACAGGGAAUUCCAAACCCGGGAGAACAACAUUUGCAACAGUCCUGGGCCAGUUUGAGCAUCUUCCUCUGAGAAUAAGCGUUUUCCAGGAAGUUCAUCUGGUACUUAGUCGCAUCGACUGCAGGACUCCUGCCUGGGAUAACAUAUCUCGCCAAGUACUGGCAUACCCGCACUGGACAUCUAAGCAGGACCGCCUUUCACAAACAUGGUGGGCGUACCAACCCAAGGGAGUGGCAGUUUCGGUGUACUCGGACAAGUAUGAGCCUAGUGCCUUUGUGAAUGAAGGCGUCAACCAUGUGCGUCUCGUACAAGGUGCCCAGCUUUCGGGAUAUAUCGCUGCUGCGCUGGAUCUGAUGUCCAUGGGGAUUGGAUCUAGAGAGACCAUCCAGCUCUUCGUCCAGUCUCCCCUGAUUAUUGAAGACAUGAAGCAGAGGCUUGCUAUGCAGGGUCUCAUCUCUACCAACGGUCUGAAUUUGAAUGAGACCGAAGCGCAACUCUUCCGGUGUCUCCUUCCCAAGGUCAAUUAUGACCACCGUCUUGCCAUGCUAUUGGCACUUGACUCCAGCGCAGCCGUUCGUCGUGUCAAAGCCCAGUUUGCCGCCGUCUUGAUUUCUGAGACAUCUUGUAGAUUCAUAUAUGACAAUGUGGACGACGUGGACCGGCAAACCGCAUUCAACUGUUGCCGUGGUCUUGUGCGGUCCCUUGCAAGCCAGGGAACCACUUGGGCCGCCCUUGGCCUCACCAAGUACAGGCUCGCGGUCGCAAGCGAUCCCAAAGGCAGGAGUAAGCUCAGUGACAUCGUGGACUUCAACGAUGAGGCCGUGAAUGUGGUGUCCGAUGUCUGCUAUGAACUCUUGGAGACCUUUCUCGCGUUUGGCAUCGAAGUCGAUACCGAUUCGAUGGCAACCGAAACGGACGAGCUGAACGAAGCUGAAACGCUUCAACUUCAGAGAGACCUUUUUCAGGCUUACAUGCAUCAGAUUGUUUUCUUCAGCUACCAGAAUGGAAGCGACGGACGAAGCCAUGUGCCCGAGUUCAUGUCUUUGACCUCAAUGAAACCCUGCGGGUUUUCUGUUCACCUGUCUACGCUAGAUGCGCUCAUUGAUGUUGAUGGGCUGACUCGAGCGACGGGCUUCAAGACCCUAUUCGGUAUUUCCCACACGUUGAACCGGUCGUUUGGGUCACUCGCCUUUGACCAUUGGGUUCUUAUCCCUGACGAGGUGGUCACUGAAUGGUCGGCCGACACAGGUCUCAGUCACUGUAAUCUCGUGUCAACAUUUGUGCACCAGGAGUCAAACUCUGCUGAGGUCACAAGUGACAUGCUCUAG
This is a messenger RNA of Fusarium coffeatum, 2163 nucleotides long. RefSeq lists its product as uncharacterized. The transcript has a single exon. The coding region runs from base 1 to 2163 and encodes 720 amino acids. The record is from RefSeq and is a predicted model, not a curated record. Lineage: Eukaryota; Fungi; Ascomycota; Sordariomycetes; Hypocreales; Nectriaceae.